ACUUUGGGGCAGGCUGAGCUUCCAGUCGAGUUUACAAGGAGGAGAAAUAUUUGCUCCACUCGGUGAGGACGGACUUUACGGAAGCGCGGUCCGACAGAGGAGACACUCAGACUGUCAGCUCGUGUUUUAACGAACAGAUUUAAGGACCGAAACGUCAGCGGGAGACAUUUUGGCUCUGACCGUUAGCUAACUGGGAACUCUCAGCAGACAGAACACCUCUCUUCCUAUCAGCUGACUGUCCCUCGACCAAUAGGAGGCAGGCUGAGGCGGGACGUGGACGGAAGACCCCCCAAUCAGGUGUCUUACGUCAUCAGUGUGGAUGGAAACGACCAUGUUGUUCACCUGGAGAGAAAUGAACUGCUGCUUCCUGCAGACUUCACCGUGUUCUCCUACAGUGACAACGGGUCACUCAUCACAUCCAGGCCACCUGUGCAGAACCACUGUCACUACCAGGGCUUCGUUCAGGACAUGCAGGGUUCAUCUGUGGCUUUGAGCAUCUGCAACGGCCUCAGAGGAGUGUUGCAUCUCACCGACGACAGUUACGGCAUCGAGCCGCUAGACUCCGCCCCCGACCGGCACCUGGUUUACCGCCUGCAGGAUGUGACGUCGCAGCCGCGGGGAUGUGGAACGCCGCACGACCACAACAACGCCACGGAGCGCGCUCAGCGCGAACCGGAGGAAAUCCCCCACAGACGGCACAGCAGGAUGAAGCGAGCGAUUCUCCAUCAGACUCACUACGUGGAGCUGCUGCUGGUGGUCGACCACGAGAGGUACAACUACAUGAACAGGAACGAGACGGCGGUGAGGGAGGAGAUGGUUCAUCUCGCCAACUUGGUCGACAGCAUCUACAUACAGCUGAAUGUUCGGGUGGUCCUGGUGGGGCUGGAGAUCUGGUCUCAGCAGAACCUGAUCAGCACCGAAGGAGGAGCCGGAGAGGUGCUGAGUCGCUUCACCCAGUGGAGAGAGAAAGAGCUGGUGUCCCGCCGCCGCCACGACUCGGCGCAGCUCAUCCUGAAGAAGAGUUUUGGGGCAACAGCUGGGAUGGCCUUCGUCUCCACGGUCUGCUCCAGGAGCCACGGGGGCGGGAUCAACGCGUUCAACAACAACAACCUUCCCUCGUUCGCCUCCAUCGUGGCUCAUGAGCUCGGUCACAACCUCGGGAUGAACCACGACGACGGGCGCUCCUGCACCUGCCCCACCCCCGCCUGCAUCAUGAACUCAGGGGCCACAGGAUCCAGAAACUUCAGCAGCUGCAGUGCCGAUGACUUUGAGAAGAUGAUCCUGCUGACGGGGGGAACGUGUCUCCUGAACGUCCCGCGGCCUGACGAGGCCUACAGCGCCCCCUACUGUGGGAACCGGCUGGUGGACGUGGGAGAGGAGUGCGACUGCGGAUCACAGAAGGAGUGUGAGGAGGACCCCUGCUGUGAGUAUCAGACCUGUAAACUGAAGUCUGGAGCUCAGUGUGCGUACGGAGAGUGCUGCUCCAAAUGUCAGUACCAACCAGGUGGGACGGUGUGUCGGUCCAGUACAGACGAGUGCGAUCUGCCUGAGUACUGUAACGGCUCCUCGCCGCUCUGUCAGAGCGACGUCUUCGUCCAGAACGGGCAGCCCUGCAGGAACCAGCGGGCCUACUGUUAUAACGGGAAGUGCCAGCACUACGACGGGCAGUGUCAGGCCAUAUUCGGACCCAAGGCGAAGGCGGCUCCUGAAAUCUGUUUCAAAGACGUCAACAGUAAAGGAGAUCGCUUCGGCAACUGUGGUUACCACAACUUUGGCUACAAGAAGUGUGAGAGCAGAAACGCCAUGUGCGGGAAGCUGCAGUGCUCUAACGUCCAGGCGGUGACGGUGUUCGGCAUCGAGCCGUCGAUCAUCAGCACGCCGAUCACCGGAGGCAAAUGUUACGGAGUCGACUUCAUGUUGGGAUCAGACGUCCCCGAUCCAGGGAUGGUGAACGAAGGGACCAAGUGUGGAGACAACAAGGUCUGUUUGAACUAUGAGUGUCGCAGCGCUGACAUCCUGAACUACGACUGUGACGUGGAGAAGAAAUGUCACGGACACGGGGUGUGUAACAGUAACAAGAACUGUCACUGUGACGACGGCUGGGCUGCACCUUUCUGUGAGGUCAAAGGUUACGGGGGCAGCGUGGACAGCGGACCCACCUGGAACGAUAAGGACACGUCUCUCAGAGACGGCCUGCUGGUCUUCUUCUUCCUCGUUCUUCCUCUGCUCGCACUGGGUGCGUUUGUUUUCCUGCGCAGGAACGAGCUGCUGCGGCGGUUUGGGCUGAGCCGCAGGAAGAGGUCGCAGGGAUACCAGGCUGACGGCGCAGCUUCAGCCAAUCCCAGCAGAGGACCGACUCCCAGAGCGCAUCCUCCCCCCCGGAGCAACGGCAACAACAUCGUCAGAGACGGACACCACGCUCAGCUUCUGCCACCACAGGAGGUGGUGGAAACCAGCAGGACAGCUCCCCCCCACGCCACGAGGCCUCCUCCUCCUCCUCUGAAACCGAAACCUUCCGCUACAUCACAGCCUCUGGUGCCUCAAAGACCUGCCCCCGCUCCACCUGUUUAACCAGUCAGGAGGCCCUGACACCCCUCCUCCUUUUCCUCUUCUUUAUCUUCAAACUCAGUCUCCACCCACUCAGUGCUGAUUAACUGGCAACAGCUAAAAAACAAUUCUGGAGCCAGAAUGGCCCGGGGCCGAACUACGAACUGGAUCGCUACACCAGGAAACUGGACCCAGUCAGACUGGACUGGGAAUUCUCCAGAACAAACAGCAACGCACUGCGACUGACCUGAAGCAGCUAUAGUCUUUCUUUCUUUCUUACAAGUGCAGCUGGGAGACAAAACCCUACUCCCAUCAGGCGACACAUUGUCUGCUCUGUGAUCAAACCAGCCAAUCAAAUCUCCAGAACGAGUACCUGUGACGUAGCCGAGCCAAAAACCAGAUGAACUUAUCAGUACCCAACCAAAAAUUUACUCAGCAGCAUCAACUGUUUGUAUCUCUGUUGUUAAGCGUUAUUUAGCACACUGACUGGCUAACUAACAUUCGCUAGCUAACAGAAGAUACAAGAUCAUAGCAAAUGCUAGUUAGCUGCAGUGUUUCCUUAUUGUCAAACUGUUGCUAGCAUUACUGAGUAUCCACUGUGUAGUUAGUUAGCCAGUUUGUUAACUAAUGUUUAAUUUUAAAAGUUAUAAACAUGCUAAUGCCAUUUGGCCUUAUCACCAGUUGCACAGUUAUUUGUCACUGCUGAGUCAUUACCCAAUCGAAUAUUUAUUCAUCAUCAUCAACAUUGCGAACUCCAAAAACGAGUGGUAAUAAUUACCUUACUUAGAUCUUUGCUAACUUUUGCUAGCUAACAACUUUAGCAGCCUUACAAGUAAUUGAGUAAUUGUUUCGAAGCAUCUGUGUGUCCCACAUUUAAUACUAGCCCUAGCAUUAUAAAAUAUUAACUAUAUAUUAAUCUAGCCAGUUUGGUAACUCAUGUUUAACAGCUACCAGCACAACAGAGCUCACAUGUUAAUGAGCUAAUUGUGUAGCUUCACAGUCACUCCCCAAUCAAACGACCUCUGUUGUAAAGAGAUGUUUUCAUUCACCACCAACGUUUGUUACUGAACUAAUUAGUGAGCUGGCUCCUUAAAUGCUAUCUGACAAGUUAGUUAGCUACAUUAGUAGAGUGUCAGAGAGGCGCGAGCUGAGACACACUGUUCCAGUUUAACCCUACAUGCUAGCUAGUUAGCCUGCCAGAUUGCUAACAAACAUUUGCUUGCUAAGAGCAAGUUUAAAAGAUCAUGAGCUAAUUGAGGUCAUCUACAGUGUCGUCCUUCAUGCUAGUACUAUAUAAUAUUAACUAUAUAUUACUUUUAUAUUAUUAUUACUGUCACUGGGUCCUUCAGACUGGAGACAAAAGCAACUUCUCUUCUUUAACUGAUGACCAUUGAUUUUACUACAAUGACAGCUGUCUAGCAACUAGCUAGCUAAAUAAAUACAACACUACUCGCGUCAUUCUCUCUGCGCCGUAAUUAAUAGCUGUGGCACAAUUAAAACAUGCCAAAUCAACGUCGACUGGUGGACCGUUUUCUAUCAGCGCAGUGCAUGAUGGUAUAUACCGCUUGGUUAUUAACCAUAGGUUGUACACUACAUUCUCAGACCGUUUUCAUCUCAGGGCGUCCAGUACCAAUGCUUGCAGAAAAAGUGACUGGGGCGUCUUGUACAGACCAGAAGUACUAGCUAGCCAGUGCUAGCUAGCUAGCUAUGUUUGUGUUAAAGGUGUUGACAGCCCCCCAAAGCCCCAUACCCUUAACCACAACCAUCAGAAAUGUUAGUACCUAACCAAGCGGGAAGCUUCCGGUCAGCAAUAUG
Molecule: messenger RNA, 4362 nt
Organism: Micropterus salmoides (largemouth bass)
Lineage: Eukaryota; Metazoa; Chordata; Actinopteri; Centrarchiformes; Centrarchidae
Gene: adam9a
Product: ADAM metallopeptidase domain 9
Biological process (GO): proteolysis
Cellular component (GO): plasma membrane
Molecular function (GO): metalloendopeptidase activity
Source: RefSeq, a predicted model, not a curated record